GAGGCUUUCUGACACUGACUGCAGAGCUAAUAAUAUAUAAUGAGAAGAGAGAGGAGGGGUGAGGGGGCGGGUUACACUGAGCUGGUAACAAGGGUAUAAAAGAGCCAGGGCGAAAAGACAACAAAGUAUGCAACGCACCAACUUGUUCAGAGACCAGACUGCAAACAUACAGAAUGUCUCGGCCAGAGGUUAAGAAGAAGAAGAGGCAAGUUGUGAAGGAGGAGGACCUGAAAGGAGCCCGCAGUAAACUGGGGCUAAAGGGAGAGGUCAAGAGCAAAACAUACGAGGUCAUGGUUGAGUGUGAGCGCAUGGGGAAGGUGGCGCCGUCUGUUUUCAGUGGAGUACGAUCUGGAAGCGAGACAGUGCUUGAGAAACCCAAGCCUCCAUCAGGAAGCGUGUUUGGCAAAUGAGUGCAGAAUGCAUGAAUGGACUCUGGGUUUGAAAUGUUUGUGAGCACAUAGCUUUUGGCAUCCACAUCUUGAAUUAAUAGACUGUAAUGUGGAUAAUUAUGUUACAUAUUUGAAAGUAUUAGUGUGUGUUUUUUAUACUGUUUGCUGUUGCCAUUUUUAUCACGUUGCACCUAAAAAACCUUGUGUGCCAGUUUCUAGUCUCGUGUUUUCUACAUAAAAAAUUAGCUAAAUGUAUCUCCGAGUCACCAAGUAUGAUUUCUCUGUCAUGCGGCAUACAAACAAGUCUUAUUUCAAACCAUGUGAGCAAAUAUUACAUCACACAAUAGUGAUUUAAUGAAAUUGUUGACUGUGCAAAUUUGAGGAAGGAGGGUGGAGUACAAAUGAAAAUAGAAGCUCAUUAAAUAGUCUAAGAUUUCAUUUUCAAGUUUUGGUUGAUAUUCUAUAUUGAUGACUGUUCAGUACAUCCAUGAGACUGUUUUAACAUCAUACUCAAAUGUGUCAUCACUAAAGUUGCAUGGUGUUAUGUCGGGUAUUUUCCCAUCAGCUGAUAAAGUGACAAAACAUCUUGAAAGAAAAGAAAUCCAGCUGUAAAUGAAUUUAUCCAACAUUUUGUUAU
Messenger RNA from Sinocyclocheilus anshuiensis, 1026 nucleotides. RefSeq names its product musculoskeletal embryonic nuclear protein 1-like. Gene Ontology annotation, cellular component: nucleus. The record is from RefSeq and is a predicted model, not a curated record. Lineage: Eukaryota; Metazoa; Chordata; Actinopteri; Cypriniformes; Cyprinidae. The coding region runs from base 174 to 410 and encodes 78 amino acids. Gene Ontology annotation, biological process: chondrocyte proliferation; tissue regeneration; chondrocyte differentiation. The transcript is spliced from 3 exons.